This is a messenger RNA of Gamsiella multidivaricata, 2034 nucleotides long. RefSeq names its product coth protein-domain-containing protein. The transcript has 2 exons. The record is from RefSeq and is a predicted model, not a curated record. NCBI's taxonomy places the organism in Eukaryota, Fungi, Mortierellomycota, Mortierellomycetes, Mortierellales, Mortierellaceae. The coding region runs from base 221 to 1855 and encodes 544 amino acids.
CUUUUGCCAAGUGCUCUCCUGUUGUAGGCUCUUCUGGAGAGGGCUCCGUACUCUCGGAAUAGAAUCGCCAUUCCUUGGUAGGGCUGGACUCCCUGUUUUCUCCGCCCUUUCGGAUCGUUCAGAGCCGCAUGGAGACAAUAUAAAGCUGCACCAUCCGCAACUCUUCUCACCAUCACACUACCACACGACCACACGACCACACUAGUACCAACCUUUCUUAAUGCGCUCCUACCUUAUCUCUGGCCUUCUGGUCCUAGCAUCCAGCGCCCUAGCAGAUGUUACCUACAAUGUUGUGGGAUUCCCUGACACUGACGGUGGUUCGUUUGGUGUCGUGAUCAAUGGCAAAACCACACCGCUCACUACCACGCCUUCGACCUUUCCAUUGUGGUCCGCGACCGUCGUGGGCGCCUCCGCAUCAUCCGGCUACCGGUAUGUCAAGCUUUCAGAGCAAGGCACCGUAUUGCAACGAGAGUCUUUUCUGCGAGUUUUCCAAAACAAAAAGGCCAAGAGUACGGCCAACGAGUUCUUCCUGCGCCAAGUGACCCAAACAAGCCUGCCAGCGAUUCCUCAAGUCUUUGAGGAUGUCCGACCCAAGGCUUCGAAGGCCUUUGACGAUACCCAGAUUGCGACAAUUCAUUUGACAGCCGACCCAGCUAUUUUUGCAGACAUGGUGGCCCAUCCUCAGGAGGACAGAAAGGCCAUCCGUACGGGCUUCCGCUUCAUCAGUACCGACACAGUGUACAGCGUCGAGGAGGUCAAGGUGAAGGUCUCCGGCCACGGCUCAAAAGGUUUCAAGAAGCUGUCGCUCAGGAUCAAGUUCGACGAUGACAAGGGAGAGACGUUCUUUGACCGCCCGAUCAUCAAGCUGCGGUCUGAGGUCUAUGAUCCUACCAUGAUCCGCGAGAAGAUUUACAUCGAUGUCUUGAAUUCAGUCGGCGUCAAAACUACACAAGGAGCAUGGGUCCGCGUUUACGUGAAUGGAAAGCCCUACGGAUUCCACCUGAUGGUGGAGGACAUUGAAGCGCCAUUCUUGCGAGGAACCGUGCACCAAGGCAGCAGCAAUCCAUUGGAGCUGGGUUCGCUCUAUCAGAUGGGCUCGCAUGUCCUCGGCCAGGAGGCGACUUUGCAGUAUGCCGGACCCAUGACCGCGGAUUACAAUGAAGAAAUCUACACGAACAAGAUUUUGGGAGCCAACACGAAAGCUGAACCUAUGGCCCAGUUGAUCACGUUCUUUAAGGAUCUCCAAGAGUAUGACCCCACGAUGUCGGGCGGCAUCAAGUUCUGGAACUCGCGCUUGAAUCUGGAUGGUUUCCUGCGCGCCAUGGCGAUGGAGUAUCUCGCCGGUUCCUGGGACGCUUACUGGUGGAAGGGCAACAACUACUUCAUGUACUUUAACCCAACUGAGGCCAGGUGGCUGUUCCUCCCCACGGAUUUCGAUUCUACCUUCAGCGACGGCAAUCUUAACGAUGUGCUGACCACGUACAAGAAGUUCGCUGCCCGCAGGUUGGCAAGGAGUGGCAAGGACCACCCAUUGAUUACCAAGCUCAUCUACAAGAACAAAGAUAUCAAUGCGCGCUUCGAGCAGAUCCUUCUCAGUAUCGUCAACGGUGUCUUCAACUCCAAUGUACUCGAGCCCAGAAUCAACGCGUACGAGAAAAUGAUUGCGGAUGAAGUCAAGUGGGACUAUUCGCUGGAUCGAUCCAAAAACCCUGGCAAGACUUUCAACUUCACUAUUACUGAUUUCCACAAGAGCAUCACCGGCCCCGUGACCGGCGUCAAUAAUGGAAUCAAGCCAUGGAUCAAGAGCAGGGCCAAGGACGUUCCAAAGCAGGUUCAGAAGAGCGCUGCGCUCUAAACAGAACAAAGAAUGAAGCCGAGGUUCAGGGGAGCAGCAUCAGCAUGGACAAGCUGGCUGGUCCAGCAUGCUACAUAUUUCUGAUGGUUGCUUUUUUUUUAGAGACGUCGCUUUGCGCUUUGUGCUGCAAUGAAGAAGAAAAUAAUGAAAAAUAGAAUUAAAAAGCCUUAAUGCACCCG